Molecule: messenger RNA, 4594 nt
Organism: Hyalella azteca
Lineage: Eukaryota; Metazoa; Arthropoda; Malacostraca; Amphipoda; Hyalellidae
Product: silk gland factor 3-like
Exons: 1
Coding region: 52-1251 (399 amino acids)
Biological process (GO): regulation of transcription by RNA polymerase II
Molecular function (GO): DNA-binding transcription factor activity, RNA polymerase II-specific; RNA polymerase II cis-regulatory region sequence-specific DNA binding
Source: RefSeq, a predicted model, not a curated record
CGGCGUCGCGACGAUAAGUCCGCGACGAACCGUUUUCAGUACAGUUGUGUGAUGGCGACGACAACAUACCUCUCGUCGAGUGCAGUGUGUUCUGAUCCUGUUGGACUUGGUGUUCCAGACUGUCUAGCAAUGAAUAUAGUCAAUCAUCAAGGUUACGGUCGUGAACAUCACGAAAUGAAAUAUAUGCCCCAGCCUCAACCUCCAAUGCCACAUAACCCGUGGAUGGGGUUGCCGUCUACUGAUCAUUCGCAUUGGGCAUCUGCGAUGCAUCCACAUGGUCUUCACCAGGAUAUAAAACCUCAACAUGCAGAUAUUGGAAUUCAUCACAGGCAUCCUAUGGCACACAGUUGGCAGCCGCCAGUUAGUUCCCCUUACAGUAUUGCCACUUCAAGUAAUGGAGGAUCGCCAUUAGCACAUCAUCCUGCAGCUUACGGAAUGACCGGUAUGUUGCCACCACAAAUGCACACUGGUCAUCACCUCAGAGAUAUGCACUGCGAAUCUCCCAUUUCGCAGGACCAUGGUCAUCACGAACACGAAGAAGAAACUCCCACUUCUGAUGAUCUUGAACAGUUUGCAAAAUCUUUCAAGCAACGCCGUAUCAAAUUAGGAUUUACCCAGGCCGACGUCGGAUUAGCUCUUGGCACUCUGUACGGUAACGUAUUUUCACAAACCACAAUCUGCAGGUUUGAGGCGUUGCAAUUAUCUUUUAAGAAUAUGUGUAAACUGAAGCCUUUAUUGAUGAAGUGGCUCGAUGAAGCAGAUUCAACCACGGGCAGCCCCACUUCAAUAGACAAAAUCGCGGCUCAAGGCAGAAAAAGGAAAAAGCGAACUUCAAUUGAAGUUUCAGUCAAAGGGGCUCUGGAGCAGCAUUUUACCAAGCAGCCAAAACCCGCGGCGCCCGAAAUUUCACACCUCGCAGAGACCCUCCAGCUGGAGAAGGAAGUAGUUCGAGUUUGGUUUUGCAACAGACGGCAGAAAGAAAAGAGGAUGACGCCACCUGUUCUUGGUGGACAGCAGGAUCAUCCUACAGUCAAUGGAACUAUUCCCAAUCAACAAAUUUCUACAGCUUCGGACUAUGGUCAAACACGGGGGGUGGAGAUGCCCAGGGAACUUAAAUAUGCUGCCUACGCACAUCAAAAUAUGCACGGGUCACCUACUCCAUUACCUCCUCAGCAUUCCCCUCCUGGUCCCAUUCUGACCCCACAAAUGCCUACCCACAGUGCCGCACCAACGCUAACGGCGUCCCAUUGAUGUUCAGCCCCCAGGCCCGAGUCAGAGCCUACUUAUCCGGUAACCUCCGAUGCUGCUGAAACCUCCCUCGGCAGCAUGGCAGAUAACCGAACCCUAUCGCACUGGAAUGGUUUCACUACGAAACUAUCUUGCGGAAGGAAUUCACCGGUAGUAGCUCCAACAUCUACCAUGCCAGACAUGUCUAGCAGUGGUUGGCACGCGGCCUGGAUUUCCGAUGCUCUCAAGCAGCAGCAACGGAAUUUUAAUAUGAACAAAUUUCCAUGCUAAGGGAGGCACUCAUUCCACACAGAUCAAGAAUUUCUGGUCCAAACGUAAACUUAUGAUCCUGAUAAUGUCUCGAAGUGAACAUAACCUUUGAUUAAUUCGUGAAAAUGAAAGCUGUUUGAAAACAAACUUGUUAGUGGGUCUGUUUACUUUUCACGGUGUUUAAAAAGUGAGUGAUACACAUAUUUAACUGCUGAUUGUGAAAAUGAUGCCUGUCUAUUAUUCGACUGUUAUUUUGUCAUAAUUCGCUUCAAACUUCUCAAAUGUUUUACCUGCGGCAGAAUUUGUCUUCCAAUCGAGGAAUGAUGAAGAGUUUUUCAACACUCCUCUUGGAACGUAUUAUCUUCGCUCCCAUUCGAGGCAUGCACUCCUCUGUGAGCAUAUCUUGGGAGGACAUCAUCUUGCCGAAUUUGGAGCCCAGAGUAUGUAUUGCUCUUCGAUACCUUUUUUUAAGACAUUAACGCCGAGAGUGAGUUUACUGCAUUGAAAAUGGGCAAAUGCUGACAAUGCAUUACAGUCUCGAAUAAUAUAUACCUGAGAAGAAAUUGUAGAUAGUGCUGAUGUACAUAUAGGAUUAGAGCCCCUUGUGAUACGCCUGGAGGAGAAUUCUGUGUACAUUGUUGCCGUAAAGUGUGAAAUAUGUACAGAUAGUGAUACGGUUUUCUUUUUCCGAUUGUGUUAGUUAUAUAUCGCGUCACUCGGGUAACACUAUUGUAUAUUAUUAUUAGGUAAAAAUAAGGAACGACGAAUCAAAUUUGUAUUGUAGCAAAACUAACUUAGAAUUAUGAGGAACCGUCAAUUAUAGUUUUGCUUGAGCUUGACGACCCAAUGCUUGGUUUUAUUUUAAUAAUAAAAUAAAACUAUCUAGCAGGAAAGAGAAGGAAGAAGAAAGGCAACUUUAACAUUUCGCUUGUCUAGCUGAAAUGGUAAUGGUAUAGAUGGUUAUACUUAUUUAAUUGUCGUGGUUACAUAAGCUGUGUUAUCAGAAAGCAGGUGAAAGCAGUAAAAGUUGUUAUAUUUGAUUACUUUUAAUAAUUUACUCCUGCUUUUUAUCCUAAAACAUAAGUUUUCUACAGUGCUUUUACACUGAUUUAUAUCGCGCAUCCUUGAUUACUGAAGAGAAGAUUCUGAUACAUGUACAAGUUGUUCACAUGGACGGUUUAUUAGUUAAGCCUAUCCGAUAGAUAUAUUUCACUAAAGCUAUCUACCACUUAAAUGAUUAAAUAAUAUUUGACCGAUUGAUUUUAACUGAUAAAUUUUUUAAUGUGUUAAAGUUAAAAAUAUAUGAGUAAAAUUAUUUACCCAACCCAUUUGGCUCCACAUACCCAUGAAAGUAUCAAUUUUAAUUUAAAUUAAAGUAUUAGAUAACUUUCAUAUCAAUUCCUUCUACUUAUAUUCCUUAAAUUCUAUUUCAACAUUUUUAACAUUAUAGAGAAACUUUGUUUUCAAUGAGUUGAGUUUGAAAAUGUUAUUUAUUACACUAAUUCUUUUUUCAUUAUGAAAACAAAAUUUUUUAAAUGAACCCUUUAAUAUAUCUUUUAAAGCUCCAGUUUACGUAGGUUCGAUCUAAAAAAAUUUUAAAACAACGUGUCACAUGAAGUAUAUAGGCUUGGUCGAGAAACAGCGCAGCUCAAAGUUCUUUAAACAAGUGCCCAGGAAUAUGCGAAUUUUCGGGUGACACCUAAUAAGUUCACAAUAGAUCUGUACCUCUCAUUGAAUAUGGGAGUUGCAUGGUAGCCUGCUGUGGUGAAGGUUGAGCGAUCCAAGUGUUAAUUAAUGUUCAAAAUACUUGCAUUAAAAAUAUUCCUAAUCCAUAAUUGUUGUAAGAGAGCGGUUUUAGAGACGUACAUUUUAGCUCUGUUUAUCCAUAUAAUUUCUUAAUUUUCUAAAUAUUUGCUGUUCAGAAUCGGAUACAAUAUUUUCUUGGAAAACCCAAUUAUCAUUUGUUCUUUAUUAAUAACUCUGUGUCGAGCGGUAAAAACGUCCGAGUCGUUUAAAUUUUAUCCUCAUUUAUGAAGUAGAUUCUUCUGGUACGUGUAGUCAUUAUGUUGCUAGAAAAUUGUCUAUAUAUCAAGCUUGAGUCUAAUUAUUUCAGUGUUGGUAAUAUGCAAUUCAGUUCUCUUCAAUUGGUAAAUGUAUGAGUAUUCAAUAUAAAUAUAUCAAUUUAAAUAUCGAAAUUCACUUGAAGUUUUUGCGUGUUUCGUCUUGAUUGUAAUUGUUUGUAAUAUUUCAUGAACUGUAUCUUGGAAUUUGAAUCAAAUUGUAUGGAAAUGAAUUAGAGUGAACAUAAAGCUCCUUUCGGUUUCGUAUAAUUUGUAAAAGAUAUAUGUGGCGUUCUGCAGAGUCCACCAGAUUAAGUAUUAUUAUAUAAUGGGCAAAUUUUUAAUGAACAUAAUUUUUCGAAUAUCCAACGAUUAUUUUGACUUUAAACAAUAUCUAAUCCGUAGCCACACGCAUGAAAUCUAAAAAACGAUCUCGAUCAAGGCUUCAAGUCUGAACUCAACUCUGAUUAGUAGUAAUCGUAUGAUGGUAACUUGUUAAAUGCACGAUUCCUCGACAUUGUCUUGUAACGUACAAUGACUCCAUACGCCACACAAAUCUCAGGACACUUCAGUCUGAUAAUAUCUUGUGUAACUAACAGGUUUUGGUUGUUUAAGUGGUGUGUCUGUAUGAUUCAUUAGGCUUGGAGUAUAGGUCACGAAUAUCAAUUAUGUCACGUUGUGUUCUAACGCUGGUCACUUGAUUAUAACGGACACUCCCAGGAUCAUAAUGUCUCGGGCCUGAUAUGUCUCGGAUCAUGUCAUAAUGUCAUAAUGUCUCGGAUCAUUAUGUCUCGGGUCCGGUACUUAAGUGAAGCAAUUCCCGGGUGAGUUCUGAUUGUCCUGGAUAAGAAAGGUGGUGUCGCUUUGGCUGGUCGUGAAACUUUAUUUAUCUACUGAAUUUAAGUGAAGCAGUCUUUGUCACACGAGUAUUAGAAAUUUCCAGUUUCUUCGAAAACUCACGUUUUAUUGCUAUCUGAAUCUUGAUAUUCACGAAUGAAUUUGAAUAUUAUUAUUAACGGACACAUUUUAUUUUUUUU